AUGCCUUACUUCGUAGGAGAGCCAAGUCCCAAGGAAGGGCAACACCACAAUUCGAUCAAAGACCUUUGGGAGCUCAAAUGGAAGAAGAAGGCCACACUGGAGAUCUACCCAUUCAUGGAAGGAAAGCUUGAAGACUUCACCAGAGUCUUCAACCACUUCUACAAGCACAAUUUGACGCCUCCAUACAACUUUGAAGAAUAUGCAAAACCAUUCUUCCCUGUGGCAGAAGACCUUAUAAAGCGCGCAGAUGAAGCAGAGGCUUCAGGUGACCUCAAAUCAGCCUCGGCCCUGUACCUACGCGCAGCUUGUGUCUACAGAACAGCACGCCAACCUUGUCCUCAGUCGUCACUGCAGAACAUCGCUUGGGCACGUCAGAAGGAGACGUACUACAAGGGCGCAAAAUACCUCGAUCAGCCUAUCACAGAAGUUUUGAUCCCUCAUGUCCACGGGAAGCCUGGCACCUCUGAGGAGGGCAGCGUCAUUCCUGUCUCUGUCCGUCUCCCUAGCUCAGAGCCUGGUCGUCGUUUCCCGACAGUGAUGACAAUCUACGGCCUGGACGGUUACAGAACCGAACACACGGGCUCUUCCAGCAAUCACAUCUCACGAGGCUGGGCAUCUAUCGGGGUUGAGAUUCCUGGUACUGGAGACUGUCCCGCUGAUCCCAACGACCCUACGAGCCCUGAUCGUUUGUGGGACAGUGUUCUCGAUUGGGCUGAUCAACAGGACUGGAUUCAGAGAGACAAGUUCGUCCCUUGGGGUGUCAGCUGCGGUGGGUACUAUGCUAUGCGCAUCGCUCAUACACACAAAGAGCGUCUUACCGCUGUAGUUGCCCAAGGAGGUGGCUGUCAUCUUAUGUAUGACCCUGAAUGGCUCAAUGUGGCGUCGCACAUGGAGUAUCCAUUCGAUCUGACGCAGGUACUGGCUUUGAAGUUUGGGUAUGCCAAUGUCGAAGACAUGAAGCGUGAUUCCAUGGAAAGAUUUUCUCUGCUUGUGAACGGUAUCAUGGAUAAGCCAUCCUGCAGGCUCCUUCUGGUCAAUGGUAUGCUUGACGAACUCUUCCCAAUCGAGGACAGCCAGCUCAUGCUUCAGCAUGGUAGUGCAAAAGAAGCUCGCUUCUUCGCUGGCAUCAAGCACAUGGGGGAACCUCACGCUCGGCCUUUCAUCACAGAGUGGAUAGAUGAGUUGUUCAAGUCCAAGAUGUAA
Molecule: messenger RNA, 1203 nt
Organism: Aureobasidium namibiae CBS 147.97
Lineage: Eukaryota; Fungi; Ascomycota; Dothideomycetes; Dothideales; Saccotheciaceae
Product: yellowish-green 1-like protein
Exons: 7
Coding region: 1-1203 (400 amino acids)
Source: RefSeq, a predicted model, not a curated record